This is a messenger RNA of Phoenix dactylifera (date palm), 3135 nucleotides long. NCBI's taxonomy places the organism in Eukaryota, Viridiplantae, Streptophyta, Magnoliopsida, Arecales, Arecaceae. The record is from RefSeq and is a predicted model, not a curated record.
AUGUGGAUUUGUGGAGCGAAAUGGCCAGAAAUUGCUGGGGAUGAUAGUGCACCAAUGUGCAAUGGUUGUACCAUGUGCAAUGGUAGAUUUUUAGAAAAACAAUCUGAUGAGGCAUGGGAGUAUUUGGAUUCCCUUGCUGAGACUGCCCAACUUUGGGAUAACGGGGAUAGAAACAACAAGUCUUUGCCUAAGCCUACUAGCUCUGUACAUGGAGGCCUUUACAACCUCAGAACUGAGGAUGAUCUUCACGCUAAAAUGGCAGCCCUCACUAGGAAGGUAGAAGAAAUUGAGCUUAGGAAGGUUGAGCCUGUCAAGACUAUAGAGCUUAGAAACGAGUGUUGUGGUAUCUGCGAUAUGUCGGGUCAUACUACUACUGAUUGUCCCACCAUACCGGCAUUCAAAGAAGCCUUGCACGAUCAAGCAAAUGCUAUGAACUCCUACCAAAAGUCUUAUAACGAUCCAUACUCGAAUACCUAUAACCCUGGUUGGAAGAAUCAUCCAAACUUUAGGUGGAGAAACGAUCAUCCUCAACAGUCACACCAUUCAGCUCCUCCACCUGCACAUCCUACUUAUGCACCAUCACCUUCUCAAAAGCCAAAUAUCGAGGAUACCUUGCAAUGCAUACAAACUUUUCUACAAGGUCAAGCUAAUAUCAAUGCUCAAAAUACUCGAAAUUUUGAAGACAUAAGGAACCAAUUGUCAAUGUUGACUACCGUCCUAAGUACCCAAGAGAAGGGUAAGCUUCCAGCUCAACCCCAACCUAACCCACAAGUGCACGGUAGUAAUAAUACGGCUCCCUCUAGUUCGCAUACAGAACAUGCAAAAAGCAUCAUGACUUUGCGUAAUGGGAAAGUCAUUGAUCAAACCCCGUUGCAAAAGCUCGAACCUAAUUCUGAAAUUCUUGAACUUUUUAAACAAGUAAAGAUCAACAUACCUCUUCUUGAUGCAAUCAAACAAGUACCCUUAUAUGCCAAAUUUUUGAAGGACUUGUGUACUGUCAAACGCCGAUUAAAUAUUAAGAAGAAGGCAUUUUUAACUGAAAAUGAUAAUGCCAAAACCACAAGGCAAAUGCAACGAAGGUUAAAUCCUACAAUGAGAGAUGUGGUUAAGGCAGAAGUCCUCAAGUUGCUUGACGUGGGUAUUAUUUACCCAAUUUCCGACAGUAAGUGGGUAAGCCCUACUCAAGUCGUUCCUAAGAAAUCGGGUUUGACGGUAGUAGAAAAUGAACAAGGUGAACUAGUUCCAACUCGUGUCCCGACGAGUUGGCGCAUGUGUGUUGACUACCGAAAGCUGAAUUUGGUCACACGAAAGGAUCACUUUCCUCUACCCUUCCUAGACCAGGUGUUGGAGAGAGUUGCAGGGCAUGAUUUCUAUUAUUUUCUCGAUGGCUAUUCGGGAUAUUAUCAAAUUGAAAUUUCACCAGAAGAUCAAGAGAAGACUACCUUCACUUGUCCUUUUGGCACAUUUGCUUUCCGACGAAUGCCAUUCGGGUUGUGUAAUGCAUCUGCAACAUUCCAAAGAUGCAUGCUCAGCAUCUUUGAAGAUAUGAACGAGAAAUUUUUGGAAGUGUUCAUGGACGACUUCUCCAUUUUUGGCGACACAUUUGAUGAUUGCUUGUCACAUUUACAAGCUGUCUUAGCUCGAUGUAUGGAAAAGAAUUUGAUACUGAAUUGGGAGAAAUGCCACUUCAUGGUGCCAAAGGGAAUUGUCUUAGGAUAUAUUGUUUCAUCGAAGGGCAUGGAAGUAGAUAGAGCUAAGACUGAUUUAAUUGCUAAGCUACCUGCACCCAAGAUGGUUAGAGAUGUUAGAUCAUUUUUGGGUCACGCCGGAUUUUAUAGGAGAUUCAUCAAGGACUUUAGUGUCAUAUCUCGACCAUUAUGUAAUCUCCUAUCCCUUGAUACACCGUUCAAUUGGACUGAAACUUGCCAAGAUGCAUUCGAGAAGUUAAAGUCUAUGCUUAGCACUGCACCCAUCGUUCGACCACCCGAUUGGUCAUUACCUUUUGAGAUUAUGUGCGACGCUAGCGACUAUGCAAUAGGAGCUGUCUUAGGACAACGCAAGGAUAAUAAGCCAUAUGUCAUUUACUAUGCAAGCAAAACCUUAAACGAUGCUCAAAUGAAUUACACUACCACCGAAAAGGAAUUGCUUGCAGUAGUAUUUGCCUUAGAUAAAUUUCGCUCUUAUAUCCUUGGUGCUCCUAUUAUUAUCUUCACGGACCAUGCGGCACUAAAAUAUUUGUUGGAUAAGAAAGAGGCCAAACCACGCUUAAUACGAUGGAUACUUCUACUCCAAGAAUUUGACAUCACUAUCAAAGAUAAAAAAGGAGUAGAGAAUGUAGUUGCUGACCAUUUAUCACGAUUAGUUUUUCAUGAUUUAGUGCCACAAUUUUUCAUCAAGGACUCAUUCCCUGAAGAGCAGUUGUUUGUACUUUCUAGUAUACCAUGGUAUGCAGAUAUUGUAAAUUUUCUUGUUACAAGCCGGAUGCCGGAGCAUUGGGGGUCGACAGAUAGAAAAAUUUUCUUGCGCGAAGUAAAGAAUUAUUACUAUGACGAACCCUAUUUAUUUAAAUAUUGCAAUGAUCAAAUCUUUAGACGAUGCAUAUCGGAUCAUGAAACCAGUGGCCAGGUAGAGUUAGCCAAUCGAGAGAUCAAACGUAUUUUAGAGAAAACGGUGAACCCAUCACGGAAAGAUUGGUCCUUGAAACUAUCAGAUGCAUUAUGGGCUUAUCGUACUGCAUACAAAACCAAUCUUGGCAUGUCUCCCUACCGGCUAGUCUACGGAAAAGCGUGUCAUUUGCCCGUAGAAAUAGAACAUAAAUCGUAUUGGGCAAUUAGAAAAUUGAAUUUUGAUUUACAAGAUGCCGGUCUAGCUAGAAAAUUGCAAUUAAACGAGCUUAAUGAGAUUCGCAGAGAUGCUUAUGACAAUGCUAAAAUUUGCAAAGAACGAAUGAAGAUCUUACAUGAUAAAUCAAUUUUAAAAAAAUCUUUUGAACCUUUGCAAAAAGUUCUUUUAUAUGAUUCCCGCUUACAUCUGUUUUCUGGUAAGUUGCGAUCGAGAUGGACAGGUCCUUACAUUAUAAAAACUGUUUUUCCACAUGGGGCGGUUGAGAUUGAGAAUCCACGGGAUGGUAGAAUU